AUGUUCCACACGUUUGAAAUCCGAGACCCCGGUGAACCUGCGACACCAAGACUCCAACCAGCACGCAAAGUGAACAAGUCAUGUUCAGAAUGCACGCGCCGAAAAGUGAAAUGCGACGGGGGAAAUCCUUGUACGAGUUGCCAGUACUAUCAGAUUUCCGAAGCCUGCGCCUAUAGACAACGAACUAGACGUCAGGCAGCGAGCAGGAGCACCCUUGAGAAAACCACAGCAACCCUGCGUCGUCAGGCUGGAGUUCUCCGACUACUCUUUCCUAAUUGCUCUCUAGACGAAUUGGUUGAAAAGGACCGAUCGGAGCUCAUCCUUCUCCUGUCGCACGAAUCAACAGAAAACGGACCCUCAGAGGUCUAUAGCGAAGCGCCCCCGGUCGCCAUAUCACCCAUUAUUUCCAGCCACAUUGAAGAUUCUCACGACUCGCCAGAGGAGUCCGAUAGGGGGGAAUCGGGAGAGGAAAGGUGCUGGGACGAGUCGGCGCAAAACCCCGCCACGAUGGGAGCCAGCGAUGAUAUAAAUGCAAUCAGUUUGGCGAGCGACCGGCAUCGCCGCUCGUAUCUGGGCAUAUGCUCUGUAAGUGCUGUUCUCCGGGCAUUGUUUCGGCUUUGCCCUGCCGCGAAAAACCGGAUUGUGGAACAGUCCAAGACUUGGCCCGAAGUCCAACAAGAAGUCAAUCGGCCGUCUGCUUUGAAUUCGCAUCUCGGUCUUCCAGUGCCAUCUGAUUCCCUGCGAGAACAACGCUAUAUCGGAUUUUACUUCGAAAAUGUUCAUGCCAUCACACCUUUCUUGCAUGAGGAAUCUUUCAGGGCGACCUUCGCUGCUGGCAAUCGACAAACCCCCGCGUGGUUGGGUCUCUACAACAUGGUGCUCACAGUAGGGUCUAUUGCCUCUGGGAGUGACACUGCUCACAUAUACUAUUAUAAUCGGGCUCGGUCCUACCUUGACCUGGACUCACUUGGAUCUGGUAACUUGGAGACUUUGCAGGCCCUGUGUCUGCUGGGCGGGUACUAUCUCCAUUAUCGAAAUUCUCCUAAUAUGGCAUAUGCGAUCCUCGGUGCCGCCCAACGCUUAGCCAUAGCAUUGGGGUUACACCGAGAGUCCCCAACUCGUGUCGAUCAUCAAGAUCCGGAUAUUGGCCAACGCCACGCCGUCCGGCUCGAAAAUAGACGGCGUACUUGGUGGAGUCUGUACUGCCUUGACACUUGGGCCAGUAUGACCCUGGGUCGCCCGACGUGUGGACGCUGGGAUAGUAGCACCAUGAAUACAUUAUUGCCCACUGCUCUUUAUCCCGACGACCAUUUUGCAGCCUCCUUGAGAGCUAGUACCCAGUUCUGUCACAUCAGCAACCGUCUCCAGCAUCGUUUCGCACAAUCAACCAGGAUCAACAUAUCCGAAGCCCAAAGCCUUGAUCACGAACUUCAGGAGUGGUACAGGACACUGUCUCCUAUCCUUAAAGAGACCAUGAAUUCCCCGCCUCGUAUCACCGUAGCGCGCGAGUUUAUACGAAACAGGUACCACAACGUACGCCUAAUGCUAUCUCGGUGCUUCCUUUUAUACAAAGCGUAUGGAGACUCCGAAAAGCACAGCAUCGGGCAAGCAGAAGAGCAGAUGGCUGACCUCUGCCGCGCUAUCGCCGCGGAGGCUAUCGACGCGAUUGCGCUACACUGGGUUCCUAAUCGAACGCAAGUCUGGAAUUCUGCUUGGUAUCUGUUCCAAGCUUGCAUGGUUCCGCUCCUCUCCAUCGCCAUGGCUGCAUCCUUCAACCUUGGAGCAGUUGGUUCUGACAACGUCAUAUCUUGGCACUCGAGCUUAAACAAAGCGCUUGAGAUCUUUGCGGAGAUGAAACCAUGGAUGCGGGCUUCUGACCGCGCCCCAGAUAUUGUGACUGCCUUAUUCCAAGCCAUUUCUCAAGGUGCUGAGGGUACUGAACGUACGCCAUCGGUGAUUGACGGAGGGUCUCAUCUGUUCGGUUGGGCAGAUGAACUUUUGACGGAUAUGGACUGGAGCAUGCUUUUCAAUGAUGAGAACGUAUCGCCAGGUUUAUUUUCAUUAACCUAA
Molecule: messenger RNA, 2070 nt
Organism: Penicillium hordei
Lineage: Eukaryota; Fungi; Ascomycota; Eurotiomycetes; Eurotiales; Aspergillaceae
Product: Zn(II)2Cys6 transcription factor
Exons: 2
Coding region: 1-2070 (689 amino acids)
Biological process (GO): DNA-templated transcription; positive regulation of transcription from RNA polymerase II promoter by galactose
Cellular component (GO): nucleus
Molecular function (GO): RNA polymerase II cis-regulatory region sequence-specific DNA binding; zinc ion binding; DNA-binding transcription factor activity, RNA polymerase II-specific
Source: RefSeq, a predicted model, not a curated record